This is a messenger RNA of Psylliodes chrysocephalus, 1289 nucleotides long. The record is from the annotation of a GenBank genome assembly. Lineage: Eukaryota; Metazoa; Arthropoda; Insecta; Coleoptera; Chrysomelidae.
CGGUACAUUUGACCUUCCAUGAUUUCAGAUAUCGCUUCUAUUUUAUAGUCAAGCUUCUACGUUGUAAAUUGUUGUAACUGUUACGCAGAUUGCUCUAUAAUUUUAAAAUAGAUUCAUUUAUAUUGCUUUAAUUUGAGGAAGUUUUACUUUUAAAUAUUUUACUACCAUUUGAACUACUAUAUCUGCGCCAUCUUCCGGAUAUUGGUCGAUAUUUUUUUUUGACAGAACAACGUUGACAUUAAACCACGUGUUUGAUAACCUAUAAAUUUGGUAAACUCUUUUUGCAAAGAUGCCUAAAUCAAAAAGGGAUAAGAAAAUUUCUUUAACAAAGACUGACAAAAAAGGAUUGGCUUUGAAACAGAAAAUCGUGGAAGACAUACGAAAUUGUGUAGAAAAGUAUAAGAGUAUAUACGUAUUUACGUAUAGAAAUAUGAGGAAUGAAACGAUGAAAUCGGUACGAGAAGAAUGGAAACCAAGCAGGUUUUUCAUUGGAAAAAAUAGAGUUAUAGCCAUAGGAUUUGGUAGAACGGCAGAAGAAGAGGUCGGGGAAGAUUUACAUAAGUUGUCAAGUUGUUUAAAAAACCAAUGUGGACUUCUGUUUACUGACUGCAAAAAGAAAGAAGUAGUAGAAUGGUUCAAAGAUUAUUCUGUACAAGAAUUCGCUAGAUCAGGUUUCAUACCUAAGAGCACAAUAAAAUUAGAAGCAGGACCUUUAAAGCAGUUUUCACAUGCUAUUGAACCUUAUUUGAGACAGCUUGGAUUGCCAACAAAAUUAGAUAAAGGAGUCGUAACGUUAUUAAAAGACUUUGAAGUGUGUACCAAAGGUAAAAGUUUGACGCCUGAACAAGCGAAAAUUCUGGAAUUACUAGAGCACAAAUUGGCAACUUUCAAAUUGAUACUGAAAGCGAAAUGGACUAAAGGAAAGGGUUUUGAAAAGUUUAAAGUAGAAGAUGAUGAGGAUGAAGAGGAUAAUGAGGAUGAAGCUGAUGUAGAAAUGGAUGGUGAUGAUAAUUAGUGAAUGUGUUUUAGUUUUUAAAUAUGUGUACAUAUUUAUUUUUAUUAUUAUUAUAAAUAAGAUUGAAAAAGUUUGUUGGUUUUAAUUUUUAAACAGUAAAUGCCUUUUUGACAGGUAAUGACAAUAAUAAACUGGUGCAAAAUGGUAAGUAAAAUAAAAAAUCAAUAUUUUUGUUAUUUAUUUUAUUUAUUUAUACUGCAAAACUAACAGAAUGCAAUCCAUUUACAUGUUAUAGAGCACUUACAGUAAUUACUAAAAAUAAAUUUAAAAAUGG